AUGGAUUUGGUGCCCCCGUUAGCUGCUGUACAAGCCUACAGCGUCCAGCCAUUAGAAGAGUAUGACACCCCAAGGGCUCCACUACUCCGGCAAGUUUCGCUGGACGAAGAACGCCCAGACGACUGUCAGGGUCACUGGCGGGGAAGCUACAUUCAAGGAGAUGAAGAGGAACGGGGAGUACGUCUAUUCCGAGCUCUACUAUUGCAGCAUUUAAGGCUUGAGGAGCUGAGGCCUCCGCCGUGCAUGAUCGUACCGGCUAAGCCUGAUCAGAGAGGUUGGUGGAUGUACUGGCGCGAUUGGAGGGCACUGGAACGAGCCGCAAGGAAGUUCAGGGAAACCAAAGCGCGUGCCAUAUUGGCAUCACGGGCAGAACACAUACCAUUAUUGAGUCUCGACGAAGUGGCCUUUGAAGACAUUAUGCAAGAGCUUUGUCAGGCUUGUUCUCACGUAGAGAAUCGUGCGUUGGUGGUCUUGGCAUUUCUGUGCGAGGUGUGUGCGCGGGCCGUGAGAGUUGGAGGCUGGUGCCGGGCUGCGGACUGGGCAGCGAGGCACGUGGCGCAGUGUGCUACACCAUGGGCUAAUCGGCAUGGAGGAUGGAGUGCAGUGGUAGAGCGAGCCGGGGGAACUCGCAGAGAUGACACUACUCUGUUAGCCGGUGCAGCGCUUGCAGCUUUGCUGGCGUUUGUGAUUUUCUGCAGGGCACGUCUUCGUUACGCUCUUCUUUAA
Molecule: messenger RNA, 726 nt
Organism: Parnassius mnemosyne (clouded apollo)
Lineage: Eukaryota; Metazoa; Arthropoda; Insecta; Lepidoptera; Papilionidae
Source: the annotation of a GenBank genome assembly